AUGAAGGCAACCACUUCUGGGCAUGAAUUCCACGUGGGUGGCUGCCACUUCACGGGUCGCCACGGUGCCGUCUUCCGCGCGCCGGCACAGGAUUCGCCGGCCCUCGACCUGGUGGUCACAGCGCUGGAGGAUGAGGCUCUGGUGGACUUGGUCUCCUACUCCUUUGCUACGAACCAGCCACACACACGUGCACCGAUGUCGAACAUGCUGCCGGACUUCAUGGUGGUGGGCCCCGACUUCCGAUGGAAAGGCUACGGAGGCGUGGUGGCUGCUGGCUAUUGGGAUGAGUCUUGGCAGCCGGCACUCAACUCCGCGUACCUUCGAUGCUGA
Messenger RNA from Symbiodinium natans, 330 nucleotides. The record is from the annotation of a GenBank genome assembly. NCBI's taxonomy places the organism in Eukaryota, Dinophyceae, Suessiales, Symbiodiniaceae.